Phragmites australis (common reed) is the source of this 1529-nucleotide messenger RNA. RefSeq names its product F-box/kelch-repeat protein SKIP25-like. NCBI's taxonomy places the organism in Eukaryota, Viridiplantae, Streptophyta, Magnoliopsida, Poales, Poaceae. The record is from RefSeq and is a predicted model, not a curated record. Gene Ontology annotation, molecular function: protein binding. The coding region runs from base 63 to 1286 and encodes 407 amino acids. The transcript has a single exon.
GUGCUAGCGGGAGCAAGGCACCCGUCUUCUUGCCUACUAGUACCGCUUACCCUCUGCACCCCAUGGCUGCACCCGCCGCGGCCAACCGCCCCUACUGGCAUCCCGCCGCCGCCGUGGCAGCAGCGCCCAACAAGCGCCACCGCACGGCGGCGGCGGUGGCGGCGCCCAUGGACGACGACGUCGACGUCGCUGCCGCGGCUCAGUCCCAGCAGCAGCCCCUGCUCCCUGGGUUGCCGGACCACCUGGCCCAGCUCUGCCUGUCGCCGCUCCCGCCGCGGCUCAUGCACGCCGUCUGCCGCCCCUGGCGCCGCCUCCUCUACUCGCCGUCCUUCCCACCGUUCCCCUCGCUCUACGCGGUCCUCGAUGAUGCCGACGGCGAUGGCGUCUCCUUCUCGGCCUACGACACCGUGGCAGGGCGCUGGGACGAGCUGCCCCCGCCGCCGAUGCCGUCGCCGCCGCCCAAGCUCUGGCACCCAUCGUUCCUCUCCCGCCGGCUGCCGCUCCAGUCCGUGGCCGCCGCGGGGCGCCUCGUCGUCGUCGCGGGCUCCACGCAGUCGCUCAGCCCGGCGCUGUCCCGCCCCGUCGUGUUCGACCCGGCCGCGCCCACGCCGCGGUGGCAGCUCGGCCCUCGUUUCCCUUUCGCGCCGCGCAGGUGGUGCGCGGCGGGGGCGGUGCGCGGGCGCGUGUUCCUCGCGGGAGGCGUGGGCGCCGGGUACGACGCGGUCGACGCUCGCUCCGGCGCGGUGUGGGACCCCUCGGCGCCGUCCGCGACGUGGGAGCCGCUCCCGCCGCUGCGGGACGGGCGGUUCAGCCGAGACGCCUCGGAGGCCGUCUGCUCCGGCGGGAAGGUGUGCAUGGUCAGCCUCCGCAGCCGCGGCGCCAAGGAAGGCGCCGUGUUCGACCUGCGCGCCCGCCGGUGGGAGGACAUGCCGCCCGGCAUGCUCGCCGGGUGGAAGGGCCCCGCGGCGGCGUCCUCCUCCGACAGCAGCGGCGAAACGAUCUUCGUGGUGGACGAGGAGCGCGGAGCGCUGAUCGCGUACGACUGGGCCAGCGACCGGUGGAGAACGGUUGCGGAUUCAGAGCGGCUCAAGGGCGCGGCCGAGAUGGCAGCCGGCGGCGGCAGGGUGUGCGUAGUAGCCGAGGGCGGCGAGAAGGUGAUCGUCGUAGACGUGACAACGAAACCGCGGAGAGGAUCGGCGGCGCCGCGCAUGUGGGAGGUGGCGGCGCCGGUCGGGAAGCGGGUGGUGGCCCUGCAAGUGCUGCCUAGGAUGGCACACACGGAGUAGCAGCAGCCAAGCAGAUUCCCGCCACGUCUCGUCUCGAAGCAUGCAUAUGGAUUCGGUACACGUGCAAAUUAAAGCUGUUAGUUUGCCUUCGUAAUCCGACUCUUUUCUGAGAUUUUUUUUUCGUUCUCGCCGAGUUUGAUUCUCGCGUGUUUAAAUUUCUGUGAGAUACUUAAUUAGCACAAAUAAUGAAGAGAUUUGAGCAAGUUUCAAUCAAAACGCCAAAGUUGCGGACCUUUCUGGGCC